Messenger RNA from Aspergillus puulaauensis, 1173 nucleotides. RefSeq lists its product as uncharacterized. The transcript has 3 exons. The coding region runs from base 1 to 1173 and encodes 390 amino acids. Lineage: Eukaryota; Fungi; Ascomycota; Eurotiomycetes; Eurotiales; Aspergillaceae. The record is from RefSeq and is a predicted model, not a curated record.
AUGUUUUGUCAGUCCGCGAGCGGAGACUACAGACCAAUGUCGUUUGGACAGGGUGGUUGCAACCCAAACGAAGCAAUGGAGGAAUUCUACGGGGGCAUCAACGCACAUUGGCCGGUGAUGGAGCGUGUAAGCAUAACCCAAGCAGCUACAGAGCAUACCUUGUCCGCGAAAACCUAUACUAACAACCCUUGGUUCCACCACGCACAGUCCCCCUACGGACCAGUCACUCAUCCAUACAAUGCAUCAGCAUACCAAAAUCCCGCCAUCCUCACACCAAUCAGCCUCCCGGACAGCUCGUACGCCCACGCCCACACCCGCACCAGCCCAGUCCUCAGCAACCACUCCCAACAACAAGAAUACCAAUACCCCGUCUCCGACUCUGCCAUCGCCCACCAUGGCCUGGGCAUUACCACCCCUUUCCCCAGCGAACUCACGCGGGACGCGAGCUUCGGCCUGGGCAUCGCACCGACUAGCUACACCAGCUUACGAGAAGAAACCAUCUCCCCACAGCCUUCAUUACCACGGCGGCGUCAACGUCGAGACUCCAGACAGCCCGCACCGCAUAACCCACCAGUCCAAAUCCUCCCAAACCCACAUGGAGUACAGCUCCUAGAACAGCAACGACGCCAAAGUUACGGCGACCCCAACACACAGCGGCCUCGGGCCCCUGGGCGUGGGCGUAGAGAUCCGCAAGCCGAGGAGGAAGACGCCUUCGUCGAAGGCCUCCGUGAGCAGAACCUCUCGUGGCGAACCAUCCGAGAUAUGUUCCGCGAGAGGUACAACAAGGAUGCGACGGAGGCGCGCCUGCAAAUGCGGCAGGUACGGAGGCGCAAGGAGCGACUGGCACGCUGGGAUGAGCAUGAUGUUCGAAUGCUCUUACGCGCUAGACAUUAUUGGGAGCAGGAGAAGUACAGGCUUAUUGCACAGAAGAUGGCGGAGUUAGGAGCUACAACUACAUUUACAGCAGAACAAUGUGAAGCUCAAUUAGAUUACAUUGAUGCACAGGAGCGCGAACGGGAAGAGCGAGAAAGAGAAGAGCAGGACAACGCUCAACAAUCACAUACGACAGAACCUCGACGCAAACGACGGCGAACAGAAACGAAAGAAACUGGAGAGAAAGCACCUCAAAAAAAGACACCCCGAGGGAAAAAGAAAACAAAGACGGGGACAUAA